Molecule: messenger RNA, 1776 nt
Organism: Alternaria burnsii
Lineage: Eukaryota; Fungi; Ascomycota; Dothideomycetes; Pleosporales; Pleosporaceae
Exons: 3
Coding region: 1-1776 (591 amino acids)
Biological process (GO): exocytosis
Cellular component (GO): Golgi to plasma membrane transport vesicle; cell tip
Molecular function (GO): guanyl-nucleotide exchange factor activity
Source: RefSeq, a predicted model, not a curated record
AUGACUUCUCCGGUUCUCGUUUUCGGCCCCACUGGAGGGGUGGGUGGCGCUGCUGCCAUUGAAGCACAUAGGCGCGGUGCCACAGUCUAUCUUGCUAUGCGGGACACGAAGAAAGGGUUGAAGGGAAUUGAAGGAGACGGAAACAACUACGUCCGCGUUCAAGCUGAUUUAGCCAAGCCCGAGACGAUCAAACACGCCGUCGAGACAUCCGGUGCAAAGACAGCCUUUGUGUAUGUCGUACAUGAGAUCCAGGACGGCAUGCGACGCAGCUUCGAAGCGCUGAAGGAGUCCGGUAUAACAUAUGUUGUACUCUUGUCUUCGUUCAAGGUCAAAGAUCCCCUAAACUCAGAGACCAACAAGAAGGACAAGAUAGCCGCUUUCCAUGCCGCGGCUGAAGGCGCACUGAGAGAGACGGGCAUCACAUACACGGCCGUACGACCCGCGUGGUUCAACACCAACAUAUUUUGGAACCUUGGUGACAUUAAGAAGGGCGAAGUCGAGCUCCUCUAUCCCGACGUAGUGUAUGACUACCUCGCCCCUUCAGACAUCGGCACGGUGUGUGGUGCACUUCUCACAGUGCCACGUUUUGAGAAGGAAGCGGGACAGUCUAUCUAUUUGUGCGGUCCAAAGAUUAUGAACCAACGUGAAGGCUUUGGUGUUGUUAGCAAAGCAUUGGGAAAGGAGAUCAAGAUCAAAGAGAUUGACGAGGAGAGGUAUUUCGAGAAGUUUGGCUACAUUCCCAGGCCGAUACUCGACACACUGGUGCAGGGGAUGAGAGAAAGCAACGCGGGGAGCGACGCUUACAGUGAGAUCUAUGAGAAGGGGGCGGAGAAUGUGAGGAGGUACACGGAACGGGAGCCGACACAGUUUGAAGAGUGGUCUCGCUGUUCUUCCUGCUCAAACCACCGAUACCUGUCAACUGAGAAAUCGAAACAUUACUAUCGCAACGUCCAAACCCACCGGACCGGCGCCAUGGCAGCGACAGUCCAAGCAUCGCCGCCAGCGCCUCCACUACCGACGAAACACGUGCCAAACGAUGCGCAUACGCCGACUUGUCCUUCGUGUGGCAGCAGUAUAGACAUGAUGGAGCUCCAAGACGCGAGGCAAAGGAUAGACGAGCUCGAGGCACAGAUGGAGCGCUUAAAGGAGAAGGCAACCGCAGCUGUGGACAGGUGCGCCGACUACGAAGACCAGAUACGCAGCCUCCAAGCAACCCCCCACAACGCCCCUAGCCUGCCCCGUACCCAAACCUCGCAAUCCGACAUCGUCAACCCAACCUCUCGCCCCUCCGUCGACGCCGAUCCCCCACGUCCCACAACGUCAAGCUCCACAAAGGCCUCCCGUUUCUCUUUCAUCACAAGCCGCUUCCCGUCGCCCGCCAAUGCCACAUCUAUGCCCCCGCCUCCCCCACCCAAAGAAGCAUCCACCGCUCCACCCGUCGACUACACGCUACUGAAUGAGCUGGAGCGCGAGCGUGCCCUACGCGCCAAGGCCGAAGCACGCGUCCAGACGGUGGAUUCGGAGAUUGAAGAGCUGAGCGUUCAGCUCUUCAGUCAGGCAAACGAAAUGGUUGCCGAAGAGAGACGGGCGAGAGCCAAGUUGGAAGAGAGGGUUGAGACUCUGGAACGCAGGGACAGGGAGAAGAUGGGGAGGCUGGAUCGUCUGGAGAAGGCCGUGAGCAGGGUGGAGAGAGUCAAGGCGCUGCUGGGCGACAAGGAAGACAUGAAGAGACAGACGAUUGACAGCGGGUUGCUAUCACCGCCGGCUAGGAGGUAA